Messenger RNA from Owenia fusiformis, 905 nucleotides. The record is from the annotation of a GenBank genome assembly. NCBI's taxonomy places the organism in Eukaryota, Metazoa, Annelida, Polychaeta, Sabellida, Oweniidae.
CGCAAAUUAAAUCUCAAACUAUCAAGAUGGCUACAGAUUUCUCUCCUGAAAACAUUAGAAAAUUGCUCGAGUUUGGCAACUUGGAAAAGCCAGUACAAAAACAUUUGAAGAAUGUCUACAGUUGCCUUGCUAUUUCUAUGAUGAGUGCGGCUGUGGGGGCCUAUCUCACAGUCUUCAUGGGAAUCAUGCAGGGUGGAUUCCUUACAUGCAUUAUCAGCCUUGGGUUGUUGUUCUGGCUUUUUUCUACCCCCCAUAACCGUGAAAAUGUACCUAAACGACUUGGCAUAAUGGGAGCAUUCGCUCUUUUCACAGGCUUUUCUCUUGGCCCAAUUUUAAAUGCCGUGAUGUACAUUGACAGUUCCAUUGUACCAACUGCAUUCCUUGGAACCUGCGUGAUAUUCAUCUGCUUCUCUGUGUGCUCUCUCCUCAGUCCCAACAGGAAAUGGCUCUAUCUUGGUGGAUCUUUAUUCUCUGGACUCUCCAUCCUUCUUCUGCUUGGGCUCCUAAACCUUUUCAUUGGAUCCCAGCUUAUCUUUGAGCUGAGACUAUACCUGGGCCUUGGAAUCAUGUGCGCCUUUGUCCUUUACGACACCCAGCUCAUUGUAGAAAAAUGCCGCAGAGGAGAUGAAGAUUUUAUCUGGCACAGCAUCGACCUCUUCAUUGACUUUAUCCAGAUUUUCCAAAAACUCAUGAUCAUCCUGGCUAACAAGGAAAACAAGAAGAAGAGGAGGGACUAAGCUGUUCUUCUAAACUGUUUUACACUGGAUUUAUAAACUUUAUUUGAAAUACCCCAAGGAAACAACCUCACAACCAGGACACACCCUGAAUCCCAGGAAAUAUCUUGAUCCCUGAGAAACUUCCGUACUCCUGGCAUCACUUGGUUCUGAAACAAACUUGAGAAAAUU